Molecule: messenger RNA, 2085 nt
Organism: Uranotaenia lowii
Lineage: Eukaryota; Metazoa; Arthropoda; Insecta; Diptera; Culicidae
Exons: 2
Coding region: 1-2085 (694 amino acids)
Biological process (GO): DNA integration
Molecular function (GO): nucleic acid binding
Source: RefSeq, a predicted model, not a curated record
AUGAUAGUGAAGUGUUGGUUAGCAUCUCCACCUUCUCGAUGGAAAGAGUUCGUAGCUAAUCGUGUGUCUGAGAUUCAACACAUCACCGAUGGAGGACACUGGAAUCAUGUGGCAGGAAUUGAGAAUCCUGCUGACCUUAUUUCUCGAGGAAUGACUGCAGCACAACUGCAAUACCAAACGAUAUGGUUUCAAGGUCCAACAUGGCUUCAACUUGAUGAGCAACAUUGGCCAAAGAUCGAGCAGAGCCAGGAGGAAAACGUAGACGUUACGAUGUUGGAAGAGAAACCAGCUACUACUGCAACAGCUCACACGAGCGAGCACAACGAGAUUUUUGGUUUAAAGUCCUCUUACACUGAACUUGUCCGCCUCGUAGCUUGGAUGCAACGUUGUCGUUUCAAUUUGCAAAAGUUGAACAGAGAAAGUCGGAAGAGUGGUCCCCUCAAGGUUACCGAGUUAGACGAAUCGCUUAAGACACUCGUGCGCAUAGCUCAACAAGAAGGUUUUGCCAAAGAAUAUGCUGACUUGUUGAACAAUCGUCCGAUAUCAAAUUCAUCGAAAAUCGCAUCCUUGAAUCCUGUAAUGGUAGAUGGUUUAAUUCGAGUUGGAGGUCGACUACGUAACGCUGCAAUCCACGAAUCCCGAAAGCAUCCAUUCAUACUCGAUCAUCGACAUCCGUUCACGACAACUGUGAUGAUAUACUACCACCAGAACCUGCUGCACGCUGGUCAACAGUUGUUGAUAGCAUCAGUUCGAGAGCGAUUCUGGCCAACGAAUAUUGGGACACUUGCUCGAGCUGUCAUUUUCAAAUGUGUAGCAUGCUUUCGCGUUAGGCCGAAAAUCCAAGAGCAACUUAUGGCGGAUUUACCUAAGCACAGAGUCACACAAUGUCCAGUAUUCCAAAAGGUCGGCGUAGAUUACUGUGGACCUUUUUACAUAACCUAUCCUCAGCGCAAGGCUCGACCCACGAAAGUCUUCAUCGCAAUCUAUGUUUGCCUGGUGACUAAAGCAGUUCACAUAGAAUUAGCAGCAGAUCUGUCGACCCAAGCAUUCUUGGCCACAUUCCAAAGAUUUUGUGGUCGUCGGAGCGCUCCAAGUCUAGUCAUGUGCGAUAACGCAAAGAAUUUCGUCGGCGCGAAACGAGUUUUGGACGAAGUACAUCAGCUUUUUGUCAGUAAAACGUUUCAGGACUCUGUGAUAAACUACGCUGCAGAUCGAGGAAUUGACUUCCAGUUCAUUCCUGCUCGUUCUCCAAACUUUGGCGGCCUGUGGGAGUCGGCUGUGAAGUCGUUUAAGACUCUACUGAAAAGAACUAUUGGUUCACGUUCGCUGGUACAUGAAGAAUUACAAACCAUAAUUGUACGGAUCGAAGCUGCUUUGAAUUCGCGUCCUCUCACAGCCCUGAGUAAUGAUCCUGAGGAUUUUGAGCCACUCACCCCUGGUCAUUUUUUAGUUCAGAAACAGUUAAUCGCACCCCCAGAACAUGAUUGGAACGAAGUUCCAGAAAACCGUUUGAAUGUCUGGCAAAGAAUGCAACAAACGUCACAACAACUGUGGAAAAAGUGGUCAUCAAUGUACCUAUCAGAUCUCCACAGUCGAACUAAAUGGACCAAGCAAAACGACAAUCUCAGAGUUGGCAUGAUGGUUGUCCUAAAAGAGGAUAAUAUUCCACCAUUAAAAUGGCCAAUAGCGAGAAUCGAAGCAGUACAUCCUGGACCAGAUGGCAACGUUCGUGUCGUCACUGUGCGCACACAGUCUGGAUCGUAUGAUAGAGCAAUCUCCAAAAUUUGUUACUCCAAUGGUUGUCGCGCGGGUCGAGCAGCCAUCCACCGACGCAGUGGCAACGCAGCACAAACAUCUCACAUCACGUCAGCAUACCACCGAGCAUUUGGGUCAGCAAUUCGAGCCAUUCACGAGGUCCACCCACCACCACGAGCGCAUCAGUCGAUGCAAUUGAAGUUGCUCAUCGUAAAUCCAUCCAUGGCACACAAUUUGGGAUCCAGCAGCAAUCCAUCACCACGAUCACCACCCGCAUCCGAUUCAGCAGCAGCAUCUGCAAUUAUGUUGUGGGAGAACAAAUUGCAUUGA